GGCUCUCUCCCACUCCUCGGAAUCGUUCGCUCCGAAGCUGCCGACAGUCAAUAACAUUGAAAGCUGAUUGAAUAAUAUUAACCGGCUUAUGUUCAGUAAGAACGUAUCAAUGGGAGCCUAUAACGAACGGUAGGUAUACUCGCGUAUCAUAAAAUAGAUAAGUAAAGACCGCAUAAUGAAAUUGUAAUAGUGAACUGUGGAUUGUCAAUGUUUUUUAAAACUUUAAUAUCAGUAUUUACAAAGGCUAACGACGGUGUAGUAAGCACUGGAUUUUAGUUUCCCCACUGGAGAUAAAAGGAUACUAGAAGACUCUUCUGCAUAAUUGUGUCCUGUCUUCUGCGAGGUAUCCCGACAACCAGCGAUACUUCGUUGAUCAAUCACCAUGGAAGGCGAAGGAAAGGGGUUGACGCUCCAGCUGAUGAUGGCAGUGGGAACAGCUGUGAUUGGCUCGCUGCAGUUUGGCUACAACACAGGGGUCAUCAAUGCUCCCCAAAAGAUCAUCGAAGGCUUCCUGAAUGACACGUGGAACAGCAGGUACUCUGAGCCCAUCCCUACUACUUCCCUGACCACCCUGUGGUCCAUAUCCGUGGCCAUCUUCUCUGUCGGGGGCAUUUUCGGCUCCUUCUCCGUGGGCCUCUUUGUCAACCGCCUGGGCAGGAGAAACUCGAUGCUUAUUGCCAACGUGCUGGCGUUCAUCUCCGCCGGGUUCAUGGGCUUCUCCAAGCUGGCGGCGUCAUGGGAGAUGCUGAUUAUCGGGCGCUUCAUUGUGGGGCUCUACUCCGGCCUGUCGACUGGCUUCGUGCCCAUGUACGUGGGGGAGAUUGCUCCCACCUCGCUCCGCGGGGCGCUGGGCACUCUGCACCAGUUGGGCAUCGUCCUUGGCAUCCUCAUGGCACAGGUGUUUGGGAUCGAGUCGAUCAUGGGGAACUCCACUCUGUGGCCCUUCCUGCUGGGCUUCACAUUCAUCCCAGCCAUGCUGCAGUGUAUCCUGUUACCCUUCUGCCCCGAGAGCCCCCGCUUCCUCCUAAUCAACCGCAACGAGGAGCUCAAGGCCAGAGAAGUGCUGGAGAAGCUGCGAGGCACUGAGGAGGUGGGCGCCGACAUGCAGGAGAUGAAGGAGGAGGCCAGGCAGAUGAUGAAGGAGAAGAAGGUGACCAUCCUGGAGCUGUUCCGCUCGCCGCUCUAUCGCCAGCCCAUCUUCAUCGCCGUCAUGCUCCAGCUCUCCCAGCAGUUGUCUGGCAUCAACGCUGUUUUCUACUACUCCACCAGGAUCUUUGAGAAGGCGGGAGUCUCUCAGCCAGUCUAUGCUACGAUUGGUGCCGGAGUGGUCAAUACAGCCUUCACUGUUGUGUCUCUAUUUGUCGUGGAGCGUGCUGGGCGAAGAUCCCUUCACCUCACUGGGUUGCUGGGGAUGGCAUUCUCAGCUGUCCUGAUGACAAUCGCUAUGGCACUACUGGACCAGCUGCCAUGGAUGUCCUACGUCAGCAUCGUAGCCAUCUUUAGCUUUGUGGCCUUCUUUGAGAUCGGCCCGGGCCCCAUCCCCUGGUUCAUCGUGGCUGAGCUCUUCAGCCAAGGUCCUCGGCCCUCUGCCUUUGCCGUUGCUGGAUUCUCCAACUGGUCGGCUAACUUCAUAGUGGGCAUGACCUUCCAAUACGUUGAGCAACUGUGUGGCCCCUACGUCUUCAUCAUCUUCACUGUGCUACUGCUGGGCUUCUUCAUCUUCACUUAUUUCAAGGUGCCCGAAACCAAGGGACGGUCGUUUGACGAGAUCUCAGCCGGCUUCCGCCAUGAGGCCGGACAGUCAGGGGAAAAGUACGCUCCUGAUGAGAUGAACAGCCUUGGGGGAGCUGACUCUCAACUCUAAGAUCUCCGACAACACCCCCAACCACCUUCAAUACUACUGAUAGACUGGGUGGGCAACAUACGCCUGGGCAUUUCUAGUUUAGGGACGAGUGACACUCCUAUAGGCCUUCAGAGUCCCACCUCUCCUGCUCUCUGUGGUAAACUGAUGACUGCAGUAUGCAUGGGGUUCCAGGAGGGUGCGAUGAGAGACUGCAAAUUCACAAUAGAGAUGUGUAGAGAUCACAACGUUGUAUGUUUCAUUAUGGUGUCUGUGGCAGCAUGGGCAGCACCAUUGAGGCCAACUCCAUUUUAAAGUAGUACAUUUUCUUCUUUUGAUGUUUAAAAAAAGUGUAAUGCUAUUGUGAUUUACCACCACCUGCAGUGCUGUAGUCUUGAAACAAAUCUGGGGUGUCAUUAAUUUAUUAUGUCAACUAGAUGGCUGUGAUAUAGCUUAAAAGCCCGUUACAAACUAGGCAAAACAAUUUGAAGACAAUGCUCUGAUCAUUGAGAGAAUCUCAAUUGCAUUGUCCUCGCGUCCUCUCAUCUCCUUUUCAAAAUCCAUUGGAAGAGGUCAGAGGCGAGGGACCUCUGGCUUUUUCAUCCAAUGGGUUUUGAGAAGGAAGCGAGGCGUAUGCAAUUGAGAUUCUCCCAUUGGCCUUCCCCACCCAGCUGACUACUUUAAAAUGUUGGAAGACCUCAAUGGCAAUGUCCAUGCAAAAAAUUGUUAUUUCCAAGUAGCGAUCUCUAUACAUCUCUAUAGUAUUCACAGGAAGUAGAGGCUCUCCUUGUAAACCCUUGUGUAAUAUUGGCAGAUAUCCAUAUCAGAGACGGAAGAGAAAGCGAGACAUCUCACAGGCAAAUUCUUUCAUCUCCGAUAGGGUGGCGCAAACGGGGGAGAGGGGAAUAAGUAGACCAGUGCCAGCUGUUAUAAAAGGGCGUUUAUGAGACAUCUUCAUUAUCUUGUUGGUUUAAAUCCUCAUCAGUCUGAAAGGGAAAAUGGCUCUUUAUCCUCUUUUGGUCUCUUCCUGCAGCUUAAAAGUGCUGACUUGGUUGCUAUUAAGAUAACAAAGUGAAACACUGAAUUAAACAAUGCUUUCCAUUCCACUUAUCCAAUCCUUAAUAUCACCACAGACUAUGCAGUUAGUGAGACACAUUCUCAAUUCCAACUGUUCAUCCACAAUUUACUUCAGCAAACUCUGACAAUAAAAACAAAGACCCCCGACCAAUCUUAUUGACAAAAGGUUAUAACAAGGCACCAUAUCCCUGACCAAGCUGAGAUAUUGUAAAAUGUAUGUCAAUAUUUUACUUAUUUGUGUCUUGGCUCUUCUGUUACUGAGGAGCAAUAUGAACAAUCUUUGCUAAAGCAUUCUAUUUAUGCCAUGAGAAGUUAAUUAUGAAGCCAACUCUAUUCAUGGAAGUUUGAUUAUAUAUCCCUCAAUUAUUUUCUUUAUUAGGUGAAGUGUUAUAUUGUAUCUUAAUAUAUGACUCUGAUAGGACUGAAUGCUUGUAUGUAAUGGAAUACCAACGGUAAUGUCUAUUUAAUGAACUAACUUCAUUUCAAGUUUUACAAUAGUCUUGAUCUUUGCACAAAACCUUACUGCGUCUAAGUGGGACUUAGUAGUUUUAGCACACCAUUCCCUGAAAAUAACCUUACCUUUCCUCAACCACUGUCUAUUGGCAUAAUAAUACUGCACAUUUGGUUUGAAAUGAAAUGUCAAACUAUACUAGCAACAGUGGUGUAGUGGAGGGUAAACGCAAGUAAACACAGUUUAUCCAGCUUUUUGUGCCCAACAGUUUACCAUGGUCUUGUCAAAUUGUUGAACUAGAUCACAUUUUAUAAUUAUUUAAUCUGUUUUUCUCUCAACACAAUUGAUUUACACUAUAUAAAACAAUAAAAUAGAAACUUUUAAAUUAUAUUGCAUAAUUAGAUAAUGUCAACUAACCAGGCAUAUCAAGUGUAUUAUUGAACUAUGUUUAUAAUAUUUCUGUAUCUGCCCUUUGAUUUGUUUAACAAAUUGUAGCUGUCGUUGAUCCUCAAUUUUAGUUUUGGAAUAUGCAUUUAAAUGUGUUCACCACCCCAAUAUAAACGCAGCAAAAAAAGAAACGUCCUCUCACUGUCAAUUGCAUUUAUAUUCAGCAAACCUAGCAUAUGUAAAUAUUUGUAUGAACAUAAGAUUCAACAACUGAGACAAACUGAACAAGUUCCACAGACAUGUGACUAACAGAAAUGGAAUGUGUCCCUGAACAAAGGGGGUGUCAAAAGUACCAGUCAGUAUCUGGUGUGGCCACCAGCUGCAUUAAGUACUGCAGUGUAUCUCCUCCUCAUGGACUGCAGCAGAUUGGCCAGUUUUUGCUGUGAGAUGUUACCCCACUCUUCCACUAAGAAACCUGGAAGUUCCAAGACAUUUCUGGGAGGAAUGGCCCUAGCCUCACCCUCAGAUCCAACAGGUCCCAGAUGUGCUCAAUGGGAUUGAGAUCGGUGCUCUUCGCUGGCAGAAAAUCAUGCACAGAACGAGCAGUAUGGCUGGCAUUGUCAUGCUGGAGGGCCGUGUCAGGAUGAGCCUGCAGGAAGGGUACCACAUGAGGGAGGAGGUCUUCCCUGUAAGGCUGAGAGAGGCUGGACUCAAUACAAUGUAUCAUAAUUUCCCUACUUGUUUCAAACUGUGUGUGUCCAUGCAUGCAUGUAAUUGUGUCCCUCUUUCUCUUGUGUGUUCGUGUACACACCACAAGUUACUAGGCUAUUGACUUUUCUUUAGUAUUGAACACUUCCUGUAAAUAACAUAAAAUAUAAAUAAUUGUAGUUGUAUAACAAGAACAAAAGAAAAUCCCAUGUAAGCUCUAACUUGUCAAUUAUAGAGUGGGGACAUAUAUAAUUUUCUAAAACAAAUAAUUUAUUAGCGAGCUGUACAAAUUUACUGUAUAAUAAAGAUAAAAUCUGUGUGUUGUGCCGAGUGGUUGGGGGUGUAGAUUUUUAGCUUUCUUUUAUGUAAAAAACAAUGUGCCAAGACUGCUAUAUUCAGUUUUUCCCCUUUUUUAUGAGGUAUUGUAUAGCUGGAUAUUUGGCUCAAUAAAAACCAGCUGCACCCAGGGAA
Molecule: messenger RNA, 4934 nt
Organism: Oncorhynchus masou masou (cherry salmon)
Lineage: Eukaryota; Metazoa; Chordata; Actinopteri; Salmoniformes; Salmonidae
Product: solute carrier family 2, facilitated glucose transporter member 1-like
Exons: 10
Coding region: 383-1864 (493 amino acids)
Biological process (GO): dehydroascorbic acid transport; response to insulin
Cellular component (GO): apical plasma membrane; plasma membrane; basolateral plasma membrane
Molecular function (GO): D-glucose transmembrane transporter activity
Source: RefSeq, a predicted model, not a curated record